Molecule: messenger RNA, 1818 nt
Organism: Thlaspi arvense
Lineage: Eukaryota; Viridiplantae; Streptophyta; Magnoliopsida; Brassicales; Brassicaceae
Source: the annotation of a GenBank genome assembly
AUGCAGUACAACAGCUCUCUCAUGACCUGCAAUUACUCAAACCGUGACAUUACUACGGAUGCGAGAACUGGCCGGAGUUCGUUUUCUGUUCAGGACAUUGAUACGGUCUUAACCAAUAGAUACGGCGUGAACGUGGACGUUGAUGAUACAUUUUCUUUACUAUAUCAUGAUCUUUAUCUUAGAGAGUUGAAGGAGACAUUGAAGCACACCAUGCUUGUACAUGAAUCUGUCUUUGAAAGUCAGAUUCAUGAGCUUCAUCGUCUGUAUUGGAGGCAGAAGGAACUGAUGUUGGAAAUGGAACGAACUCGACGUCACGAGGCCUUGUACCUGAAUUCUACUUUCCCUAGCCUUGGAACACACUGGAUGAAUCCGAGCGUCUCCACAUAUCAAACGAGGAGUUUUGUUUAUGAAGAUAACAUUCUUAAUCGAAUUGAAGCUGCAGAUAAUGUUGAGAAGUCUGAAAAGGUGGUCGUGGAUCUGGAACUACCGGUUUUUGAGUGUAGUGAUAGAGAGGUAGAGAGAGGUCUGAUGAAUGGUGAAGUCCAUAAAGUUGCAACCUUUCUGAAAGAGCAAUCUGUGGAAUCGGGUAACCAGUUGAGUAAGCUGCAAUUUGAUUUGAAUGAACCUGCCAAGAUCGAGGAAGAUUCUGGUUAUGUGUUCAAUCAGUUCCUGAGUCCACCAGUUACAUCAAAUGAAACUGGAGAAAAAAAGAACGAGGUAGAAGAUUCAGUAAAAGGUUCCGACUGGAUGAAUGAAGCGCAAGGCCAACAGUCGUCUGUAAAAUGUCGAGGAGGGCAUGGAAUUGACUUGAAUAUGUCUCCCUUAUCAUUUGAAGAGGAAGUAGAUACUGUUGAGAAGUUUGAAACGGAGAAACCUCAAGAGUGCGUAUCGGUUUCUUUGCACGGAAAACUCGUAACAGAGCAGUCGCGAGUGGUAGUUCAAGCUCUACCAUGUUUGAAUAGCAUUUUGCUUUUGAAGAGCUCAAGGCCAAGAAAGAAGGUAAAACAUGGUCCAAUCAACAAAGCUUUCAAAGGCUCAGAUCUUGACCUGCGCUCGACUGCUGAAGCCACCUCAGAAUCUCAGAGCGAUCAAGCGACUAUGCGAAAAGGAAGUUCAAGUUCUUUGUCUAAGGUGAAGCCUGCGAGAAACCGGACAGGUCCAGGAAAGAAAAGGCGUUGUAAACCACAAGUGAAAUCCAGUAAUGGUCACAAAGUAGUUGCGAAAAAGAAACGGAAGAAGAGCAGAAAGAUAUCUCUUGUUACAGAGGGAAAUUAUCAAGAAAUAUCUGCAGCUGAGGCUAUAGUUGAUAUGUCUAGAAAGUUCGAUCGAGAAACCUCUGAUUGUAUCGCUGCUUCCUUAGGCAGAAACCUACUCUGGUUAGCCGAGAUUUCUUCUUCGGUUGUUGAGGACCAGGAAUUAGAAUGUUCUGAGGCCAUGACACUGCAACUGACGGAGGUGAAGCCUGAGGACCACAGGAAAGUUCUGAGAACGAAAUCUGCAGACAACAAAACAGCAGUCUCCAGCAUUGUCCUUAGAAAGCAGAGAAGGAGCCGGACCAAGCGGAAAUGCAAAGAUAAUAAUAAUCAGAGCUUAGGCACGUUUUCAGAAUGUGAAGCCGAUGAAGUAACAGAAAAGUUAGUUGAAGUUUCUGAAUCAAAAUGGGGUUUCGGGUUCCCCAAGAACAAGAGCAGAAGCUCCUCUCCUCGUAAACCGAUAGAGGCUUUCAUUUCCGAUUGGGGAGCCAUAACAAAGCGAAGACGAGGCUCCAGAACUCCUGCUGCUGCUUUUCAGCAUAUGAUCAUCGACCAUGUAGUUUAG